This is a messenger RNA of Polypterus senegalus (gray bichir), 4078 nucleotides long. It is a transcript of the gene arhgap39, whose product is annotated as Rho GTPase activating protein 39. Gene Ontology annotation, molecular function: protein binding; GTPase activator activity. The record is from RefSeq and is a predicted model, not a curated record. The transcript is spliced from 9 exons. Lineage: Eukaryota; Metazoa; Chordata; Cladistia; Polypteriformes; Polypteridae. Bases 90 to 3239 code for a protein of 1049 amino acids. Gene Ontology annotation, biological process: signal transduction. Gene Ontology annotation, cellular component: cytoplasm; cytoskeleton.
UGGACUGCGGCGGCGGAGCUUUGGAGAGCCAUGGCUUAUAUCCUGGGGAUUAUUAGUAGCAGCUUUUAACAGGAAAACGCCGGGGGAAAAUGGCAGACAGGCUGGAGUGGGUGGAAAUUAUAGAGCCUCGCACCCGGGAGAGGAUGUAUGCCAAUCUCCUGACUGGGGAAUGUGUAUGGGACCCUCCAGCUGGUGUACGGAUCAAGCGCACCAGUGAUAACCAGUGGUGGGAACUCUUUGACCCAAACACCUCUCGAUUCUAUUACUACAAUGCCACCACCCAACGUACCGUGUGGCACCGGCCGCAGAACUGUGACAUAAUUCCAUUGGCCAAGCUGCAAACGCUGAAACAGAAUACCGACUCCCCGAGGGCCUCUACCGAUAACAGCCCUGGCAGGAACAGCAAUGUGAGCCGUGAAGGUAGCACCUCUUCCUCACUGGAUCAGGAUAUCGAAGGUGGGGAAUCCAGAGGUGCCGCACCACUGGGGAAGACAGCACAACAACAGCAGCAACAACAACAGCAGCAGCACACCCUGGGCAGAGAGGACUCUGAGAGGACUUCUCCGUUUCGAUGGAACACUGGAACCAAGGAGAGGAUGUUAAUCAAAGUGACGGACAGAGAGCCAAGUUUUCUGGCACACCAAGGAAAUGGCUUCUCCACUUGCGAGGGAUCCAGCAGCACCGGUGGAACACGAUCUCGACGAUCCUCUGGAAACCAACCCACGCCCCCUGAACCUGACAACUCUUCCGUCUUUUACCCUGAACGGCGCCAGUCUCCCUUUUUGAAACGAGCAGACAUUGGGGGUUCCCCUUUAAUGGGGCGUGGGGACCCAUUUCAACAUCGACGACCUUCGGGGGACUCUCAGCCCCCUUCGCCCCGCUAUGCGUAUGAGCCACCCUUGUAUGAGGAGCCCCCUUCAGAGUACCAGGCACCAAUUUAUGAAGAACCUCCCACAGACAUGCACUGUGAAUCUUCAGCUUCUCACUAUGGGAAGGCUUGCUCCCCCCAGCAGAAAUCGCCAGGCCGCAAACCACAGCUACCGCUCUUCCACUCGCCCAAGCAAGGUAGCUCCCAUUCCCCCUAUCAGCAGCUUGUACUCACUAAGCAGAAAUGUCCAGAGAAGUCUGUUAGUCUUGAGUACAGUCCAGCGGGCAAAGAAUAUGUCAAGCAACUUGUCUACGUUGAGCAGUCUGGCUCCAGCCCACGCUUUAAAACUGCUGACAGGUUACAUCGCUAUCAACCAGCCAACACUAUUUGUGUGGGCGGAGGAGGCUUUGGCGGCUCAUAUACACUGCAGCAUAGCCAGUCACUAAUCCGGGACCCAAGGACCACUGAUUACAACUCAAGUGAUCCCUGUGAGCUGCGACAAAUUCUUUAUGAUGAUUCCAUGUCUUGGACAAACCAGCAGGACUCUUUCAUGUCUACCGGUGGCUAUUCACCAGGAAGUCGCAAGAGGAAAACCCGUAAGCCUUCUUUACCGCAGGAGAUGCUGGCACACUGUGGUGAGAGCAUGGCGGACUCUGAAUCAGGUGGAGGUACCAUUGGAAGACAACAUCAAGGCAUGUCUGUGGCUGAAUCUCCCAGGUCUGGGUACGCUGAGCCCUUUCUUGCACAGGCCAGGCUAGCUUGGGAGGCUCAGCAGGUGCACCAGAUGCGACAGCGUAGUAGUUGGGAUGCAGGACAACAGCAGCAGGCAUCACUGCCCUGCCAAACACUGCAGCAGCAGGCAAAAGAUGGGUAUGAAAGUGAUGGAGCACUACCCCCACCUCUUCCUGGUCCAGUUGUGCGCGCUUUUAGUGAGGACGAAGCUUUAGCACAGCAAGAAGGUCGCCACUGGAAAAGAAGCAACUUUGAGAAGCUAGGUUUCCCGCAGGUCCUCCUAGAGAAGAGUCUUUCUGUUCAAACUAAUCUGGCCUCCCCUGAGCCUUAUCUGCAUCCCUCACAGUCAGAAGAUCUGGGGGCUUGUGCCCAGUUUGAGGCCAGUCGUAACGCCCGGAAUAUGAUGCCUAGUGCAAGCUGUGUGUUCCCCGAGUUCACAUUGCGGAAACCCUCUUCUGAGACUGACAUUGAAAACUGGGCCUCCAAGCACUUCAACAAGCACACGCAAGGCCUUUUCCGCCGGAAAGUCUCCAUUGCCAACAUGCUAGCCUGGAGCAGUGAGUCCAUCAAGAAGCCGAUGAUCAUGACAACGGACCGGAGUGUAAAGAAGGAGGCAGUGGAUCUCUUCAAGCUUAUUCAAAUGUACAUGGGCGAUCGGCGGGCCAAGACGGACCAGCUUAAUGUGGCUCUGGAGAUUGCUACCAAAGGCUGGAUGGUGCAAGGACUCAGAGAUGAGCUCUACAUCCAGUUAUGUAGGCAGACCACUGAAAACUUUCGGUACGACAGCCUGGCGCGAGGCUGGGAGCUUAUGGCAAUCUGCCUUGCCUUCUUCCCACCCACACCCAAAUUUCAUUCUUAUCUAGAAGGGUACAUCUAUCGGCACAUGGACCCUCUCAAUGAUACCAAAGGGGUUGCCAUCAGCACAUAUGCCAAGUACUGCUACCGUAAGCUGCAGAAGUCAGCACUGACUGGGGCAAAGAAGGGCCUGCAGAAACCAAACCUGGAAGAGAUCCGGCAUGCCAAGAAUGCAGUGUUCAGUCCCUCGAUGUUUGGAAGCUCCCUGGAGGAAGUUAUGGCCAUGCAGCAGGAGCGCUACCCAGACCACCGACUUCCCUGGGUCCAAACGCGCCUCUCUGAGGAGGUCUUGGGUCUCAAUGGGGACCAGACGGAAGGCAUCUUCAGAGUCCCAGGCGACAUCGAUGAAGUCAAUGCCCUGAAGUUGCAGGUGGACCAGUGGAAGAUACCUACUGGCUUGGAAGACCCACAUGUUCCUGCAUCGCUUCUGAAGCUGUGGUAUCGCGAGCUAGAAGAGCCACUGAUUCCUCACGAAUACUAUGAGGAGUGCAUCACCCACUAUGAGAACCCUGAGGCUGCAGUGCAGGUGGUCCACGCACUGCCAGAGAUCAACAAGCUGGUCCUCUGCUACCUCAUCCGCUUCUUGCAGGUUUUUGCCCAACCCUCCAAUGUUACAGUCACUAAGAUGGAUGUAAACAAUCUGGCGAUGGUGAUGGCUCCCAACUGCUUGCGCUGCCAGUCUGAUGAUCCCCGCAUCAUAUUUGAAAAUACACGCAAGGAGAUGUCCUUCAUCCGUGUCCUUAUCCAGCACUUGGACACCAGCUUCAUGGAAGGACUGCUAUAGCAAAGAGGGCUGCAAGGCUAGCAGGGAGACAGAGAAUUUAAAGAGAGGAUCCAGGGUCAAACAAACUGCUCAGAAGAAGACAAAACAGGGAUACCUUACCUUACAGAUGUGGCCUCCGGCCAGUGAGUGGCAUCCUUUGGCAUGGCACACGGUGUUUUCAGGAGCAGAGGCGUUAUGUGCUAAAAUCGAGGCUACAGAAUGAGAGAAAAUUCAUCCGACACGAGGGCCAUGCCAGACUUGUUCUCUCACUUGCUGUUCACCAGAUUGUCAGCCAUCUGAUGUAUACGUUGUGUAGGAGUAGCGUGUCUGUCUAUCUGUCAGUGUGUAUGUCAGAGUGAGCAUGUUGCACAUCAUUUCAGGACUAAAUUGGGAAUUAAGUCAUGAAAACAUCUCUUUUUUAAUUAUUAUUAUUAUUAUUAUUAAAUACAUGCGUUGGAGAUAGUGUUAGGGAGAUCCUUUCACAGUGGUAAUUUCUAUAGAGUUUGUAGGGGUUUUUUUUUUUCUUCUCAAGCGGACUUUGUUUUGUAUAUUUAUUUGACUUUUUUAUAUCCCUGUUAGACAAGGUUGGUAAACGUGUGCCUGUGUGUGUGCGUGUGCAUCACAAAGUUUGUUCUGUUGGUGGUAAAUUUUAUAUGGCCCACAAAGAGAGAGGGAGAGGAUUCUUCCUACGAAUUUCUUGGCUAUGCCAAAACUUUAAUCAGGCUCAAUAUUUUGCUGCAUGUGAGGCAUCUUUAACAUCUGGCUGAAGAUGGGGUUAGAAGAGAGAAAUAGAUGUUUUUUUAUUCUUGGUGCUGAUUGUGGCAAUGUCUGUAUGUAAGAUGGAGUUUAGUCAUGGUGGG